Messenger RNA from Fragaria vesca subsp. vesca, 5784 nucleotides. RefSeq lists its product as uncharacterized. The transcript has 5 exons. The record is from RefSeq and is a predicted model, not a curated record. Gene Ontology annotation, biological process: signal transduction. NCBI's taxonomy places the organism in Eukaryota, Viridiplantae, Streptophyta, Magnoliopsida, Rosales, Rosaceae. The coding region runs from base 1 to 5784 and encodes 1927 amino acids. Gene Ontology annotation, molecular function: ADP binding.
AUGGCGAUUAAUAAGUGGAUAUGGACUCCAAUGAAGCGGCGCCCAAAUCCAAUGCGGAAGGAAGAUGAUGAUCCACCUUCUCCUCCUCGGCUGGAGUAUGAUGUGUUUUUAAGUUUCAGGGGUCGUGAUACUCGCAAGGGUAUUGCAAACCUUUUAUACAAGGAAUUGGAAUCAAGUGGAAUUAAAACGUUCAUGGAUGAGGAAGGGCUUAAAGUAGGGGCCGAAAUUUCCUCAAAUCUGCUGAAGGCAAUCAAAGAAUCGAGGUCUGCAAUUGUUCUUCUCUCACCAAAUUAUGCUACUUCCCCAUGGUGUUUGAAUGAGCUUGCAAGCAUUAUUCAAGGCUUUGAAACCAGGAACACAACAGUUAUUCCAAUUUUCUAUAAUGUGGAAGCUUGUGACGUCCGACAUCAAAUGGGGAGUUUUAAAGAAGCCUUCAUCAGACACGAACAAAGGAAAGAAGAGAAGGUGGAGCACUGGAAAGCUGCUCUAACCACAGUGGCCAACCUCUCAGGCUUGGAACUAAAAAACUAUCGGUCUGAGAGACAGCUCGUUGAAGACAUUGUGCAACGUGUGUACAGUAUAGUACGAGAUCUGGAAAUUGAGUCUCCUGAAGAUUUUGUAGAAUAUGAAGCAACAAGAAAAGCCAUGGGUAAGAUAAUGAAUGCGCUUAAGGAUGAUAGGUUCACUGCCAUUGGUAUCUAUGGAACUGGAGGCAUCGGUAAGACAACAAUGGCAAGACAUGUUGCUGCAGAAGCCAAAAGAAAAGGGAUUUUUGAUCAUGUGGCGAUGGCUGUUGUGACACACAAACCUGUCUUGAAAGACAUUCAAGGCCAAUUAGCAGUUCAGUUGGGUGUCAAAUUGGAUGAGAAAGAGACAAUCCAUGAAGGAACUAGUAAAUUGAGUCAGGUGAUAAUGCGUAAAAAUAAGAUCCUUAUAAUCUUGGAUGACAUAUGGAAGAAAACAGAUUUGUCCCUCAUUGGAAUUCCUAGCUACAAGAUGCUUGAAGAUCGCAGUUCCAAAGUCCUCCUCACCACAAGGAAUUCCAAGGUUUGCAGUUCCAUGGAUAGCCACCCAAUUGCUCUCGAUAUGCUAAACCAUGAAGAUUCUUGGAACUUAUUUGUGAAGAAAACAAGAAUGUCUUCUGAAAAAUUGGCCGUUGUCAAUGAAGAAGCAAGUAUUCUAGUGAAAGAGUGCGCUGGUCUCCCAAUCGCGUUGGUUGCAAUUGCUAGAGCACUUAGAGAUGAAGAUAUCACGGAAUGGAAACAAGCAGCUGAACGACUAAAGUCUUCUCAACGUAGAAACAUUGAUACUGUUGUGCUCAAUUGUAUUAAGCUAAGCUAUGAUCGAUUGACAUCUGAAGAUGCCAAAUUAUGCUUCUUGCUUUGCUGCCUAUUCCCAGAGGACUAUGAUAUCCAAAUUGAAGAGUUGAUGAUGUAUGCAUUCGGGAAAGGAUUGUUCCGUGAGGGCAAUACAUUGCAAGAGGCCAGAAUCGAUUGCCAUUCUGCAGUCAGGUCCCUUAAAUCUUCUAGCUUGCUUUUGGGCUCUAAACAUGAUGGACAUGUACGGAUGCAUGAUGUCAUCAGAAAUGUUGCCAGAAAAAUUUCGUCAUCUGAAGAUGGCCAAUCUGUUUUCCAUGGAGCUGGUCGUCAGUUUCAGACGUGGCCGAAGAUCGAAAGAGACUACUGCGCAAUCUCAUUAAUGAUGAACAAAAUCAGAAAGCUUCCCAAGAAUUUGGUAUGUUCGGAACUCAAGGUAUUGUUGUUACAACACAACCCAAAUGUCAGUACGAUCCCGGAGUCUUUUCUUGGAUGCCUGAGGGAGUUAAGCGUCCUAAAUCUUAGCAAAACUAGUAUUUCUGUGCUACCCCUAUCAUUUUCUCUCCUAACCAAUCUUCACAGUUUGCAUUUAGAUUCUUGUGUGAAAAUUUCCGACAUAUCUGUUCUCGGAAAACUUGAAAAGCUUGAGAUUCUUAGUCUGAUAGAAUGUUGCCCUGAGGAAGUUCCAGAAGCAAUAGGAAAUUUAAGCAGGCUAAGAAUGCUGGACAUCAGUGAAUCACCGGUUGUUAAAAUUGCAUCGCAAGUGAUAUCCCGUUUAAGUGGGUUAGAGGAACUUUAUAUGCAAUGUGAUUUUGUGGAUUGGAGGAAUGAAGUUGAGGAAGCAGGAAAAGAAACAAACAUUGGCUUUGAUGAGUUAACUGGCUCUUCAUAUUUACGCAUUUUGAAGGUUGGGAUACCUAAUGCAAUGGUCUUACCUAAGAAUGUUGAAGACCAUCCAGAUUGGCUCUACUUUGAUAUAUGUAUCAGCAGUGACUCUGAAGUCAGAGAAUCCACUUGGAAGCCACACUCCUCUCAUGAUUAUUCAAGAACCUUGACUCUUAGCACACCGAUUCAUAACUUGCCGAAGUGGUUUACUGACGUGGUGACAGAGAAAGCAGAGAAACUACAUUACAGAAAGUGCAAGGGCUUAUAUAACAUUCUUGUGGAGUAUGACUGUGGGAGAUUAAAUGAGUUGAGGUAUCUCUCUAUAAUUGGGCCCAAUGAGAAUUUGAAGGAGUUGAUGAACGCAGAUGCAAGGGAUUCAAAUAAUGCUGCAUUCCCGAAGUUGGAAGAGUUACAUCUCUUCAAGGUUGAAAACAUCAACAACUUAUGUGUUGGUAACUUACCUCCUGGGUCUCUAUGCAAGCUCAAGUUAUUGGAUGUAAGGAAAUGUCAUAACUUGGUGAAUGCUCUUUUACAAUCACCUUUGUUGGAGAGACUGCAAUUUCUGGAGAAGCUUCUUUGUGCACAUCUGAAUCGCUUGGAAUAUGUGUUUGGCCCUGGCAAAACUACUGCCUGUGAAAAGUUGAAAGAGAUGAGACUGUGCAGAUUACCAGAACUCAUAAAGAUAUGGAGUGGUCAGGCUCCACAUGCAAUCUUCCGUAAUCUUAAAAUUUUGGCAGUUAGUGGGUGCAAGAAGCUGAAAAGUCUCUUCACGUCCGAUAUAGCUCAUUGUCUAUUGCAAUUGGAAGACCUUUGGGUGCAUUCAUGCUUUAGCUUGGACCGAAUUGUUGAACUGAGCGAGGAAACAGGGAAGAGGAAUGACCUUUUUCCAAAAUUACAGAACUUAGUCUUGGAAGAUCUUCCUCUGCUCAGAAGGUUGUAUAGUAACAGUAGCGGAGGUCCAACUUCAUUGGAGAUAGAGUUUCUCUCCUUAGAAUACUUCUACAAGUUGGAAUGUCCCCGGUUCUCCCCUCCUAAUUUCCACAGCAAUAAGCAAGUCCAAGUCAAUGAUAUACAACAUUAUAGCGCUCUAAAGGAAAGGUUAUGGGAGAACAUGGAACUUGAGUUUACAAUUUCUGAAGACGAGCGGCGUCGGUGGAAGUAUGAUGUAUUGACACUGGCAGUAUCACAUCUGAACUAUACGAUAGACUGCAGCGGAGUGGGGUUUCUACCUUCAUCGAUGACUCAGGAACUUGCAAAAAUCUACGAGUGCAUGAUACAUCAGAACAUUUUUCCUAUUUUUUAUCAUGUGGAGCCCUCUGAUGUUCGAUAUCAGAAGAAAAGUUUCGAAGAUGCUUUUACCCAGCAUGAAAACUCGAGGCGACACGGAGACAAGGUGGACACGUGGAGAGAUGUUUUGAAACAAGUAUCCAAUUUCUCUGGGUGGCAUACAGAGAAUUACAAGACUGAGAGAGAACUUGUGGACGCAAUUGUGGAUUCUGUGCUCAGUAAAGUACAACAUGGUGAAAUUGAGUUUACAGUGUCCGGGGGAGAUUUUCAGGCAUUUGGAGCUACAAGACAAGCCAUGGAUAAGGUUAUGGAGACCCUUAAAGAUGACAAGGUCACUCUCAUUGGGGUCCACGGCAUGGGCGGCGUCGGCAAGACAACCAUGGUAAAACAUGCCGCUGCAAAAUCCAAGGAAAAUGGGACUUUUCGUCGUGUGAUUAUGGUUGUUCUAUCCCAAAUCCCCGACUUGAGUAGAAUUCAGGCCACAAUAGCAGAAAAUUUGGGCUUUAGAUUGGAGGAGCAGACAGAAAUGGGAAGAGCUGCUAGAUUGCGUAAGGAGAUAAUGGGAAGAGAAAAGAUCCUUAUAAUCUUAGAUAACAUAUGGGAGAUAAUAGAGUUGAAAAGCAUAGGUAUUCCCAGCUUCAGGGACCUUCAAAAGUGUGGCUCCAAACUCCUAAUCACCACAAGGAGGUUGACUGUUUGUUUUUCCAUGAGUUGUCAAAGAACAAUUCCUCUCAAUAUCUUAUCGGAAGAAGAUUCUUGGACCUUGUUUGUGAGAAAUGCAGGAACAAUUCCUUUUGAGUCCACCACAUUUGAGCAUGUGGCAAGGAAGGUUGCUAGAGAAUGUAGAGGUCUGCCGGUUGCAUUGAUAGAUGUUGCAUGGGAACUCAGAGAUAAAGACUUGGUAAACUCGGAACUAGCAGUUAGAAGACUAGAGAAGUCACAAUUUGCCAGCCUUGGCAAUCACAGAGUAGCAUUUGAAUGUAUAAAAUUAAGCUAUGAUUACUUGAAAAAUGAAGAUGACAAGUCAUUGUUCUUGCUCUGUUGUUUAUUCCCAGAAGACUUUGACAUCCCACUAGAAGACUUGUUCAAGUAUGCAAUUGGGAAAGGAUUGUUUCAAUAUGCCGAAACAAUUGAAGAAGCCAGAGAAGCAGCAUAUGCUACGGUCAGGUACCUAAAAAAUUGUAGCUUGCUUUUGGAUAGUGGAGAAGAUGGAUGUGUAAGGAUGCAUGAUGUCGUCCGAGAUACAGCCCUGAAUAUUGUACAAUCUGAAGUUCAGCGUGGGGCUUUUUUUAAAGCUGGCUCUGGUUUAAAGGGUUGGCCGACACACGGAUUACAUGAAGGCUGCACUGUUAUUUCACUGAUGAAGAACGAAAUUCGCAAGCUACCUGAAGAAGAGCUGGUAUGUCCAAAUCUCCAGAUUUUAUUACUACAAGAUAAUGCUGAUUUGAAUGAGAUCCCUGAAAAGUUUAUCCAAAGUCUGAAUGAAUUAAGGCUCUUGGAUGUUAGCAACACUAGUAUUUCCUCUCUACCCCAAUCAAUCAGUCUUCUCACCAACCUCCAAGCUUUGUAUUUAGAUUUUUGCAAGAGAUUGAUUGACAUUUCCAUAGUGGGAAGACUUAAGGAGCUUGAAAUUCUUAGUAUGAGAGAAUGUCACCUCGAGGAAUUCCCGAGAGAAAUAGAAGAGUUGACCAAUCUAAGAAUUUUGGAUGUCAGUUGCGCUGAAUUUCUCAUAAUUCCAUCUAAAGUGAUAUCAAAGUUGUAUAGACUAGAAGAACUGUAUAUACUGAACUGUGGAUUUGAAAAUUUGGGGAGUAAAGUUGAGAGAGAAGGAGAAGAAACUGAAUUGGAUUUUGCUGGUUUGCCAAGUUUGAAAAUUGUGCAGGUUUGCAUAUCUGAUGCAAAAUACAUUCCGAGAAAUGUUGAGGUCAAACCAGAUUGGGAUUACUUUUAUAUACUUAUCGGGGGAUCCACCAGGUAUUCAUACAAGCGAUAUCAUCAUAAGUCAAGAUCCUUGGUCCUUCAGACUACCAUGAGUACUUUAUCUGAAUGGUUUAUCAACGUGGUGACAAAGAGAACAGAGAAGAUCGAGUAUGAUUGCUGCGAAGGAAUGAGUGACAUUGUUAAGGAAUAUGACCAUGGGAGGUUACACAAACUGAAACAUCUCACAGUACGUGGUAGUCUUCUUGAUUCUUAUGUGUGCUUGAAAGAGUUGAUGAACACAAGAAGACGAGUUCAAAGAGGACCAGUGUAUGGGAAUUUGGAAGAGUUGCAUCUGAUAAAUCUGAUCGAGCUUUAA